This is a messenger RNA of Malaclemys terrapin pileata, 4185 nucleotides long. RefSeq names its product Zic family member 5 (gene ZIC5). The record is from RefSeq and is a predicted model, not a curated record. The transcript has 2 exons. Lineage: Eukaryota; Metazoa; Chordata; Testudines; Emydidae. Gene Ontology annotation, cellular component: nucleus. Gene Ontology annotation, biological process: regulation of transcription by RNA polymerase II; central nervous system development. The coding region runs from base 1 to 1641 and encodes 546 amino acids. Gene Ontology annotation, molecular function: RNA polymerase II cis-regulatory region sequence-specific DNA binding; DNA-binding transcription factor activity, RNA polymerase II-specific.
AUGUUUUUGAAGGCGGGCAGAGGGAAAAAAAUAACAACAGUGAGUGUAGAUGGGCUGGAUUGUGUAGUUAUGGAGCCCCCUUUGAGCAAGAGGAACCCGACACUGAGAUUAGCGGAUUUGGCAGCGGCUCAGCCCCAUCCUCAUCAGAAUAUGACAGGCUUCCCGGGGCUGGGGAGCCACCACGUCCACUCCCACCCCGCCGCUCACCUCCACCCUGGGGAGAUGGGGAGUGACCCCGGCGUGGCCCUCACGCCAUUCGGACCCGAGCACAUGGCCCAAGCGAGCGUCCUCAAACUCAGCCCCUCGCAGCAUCCCGAGGCGCAGACAGCGGCCGCCUUUGCCUCGCCGGCCGCCCAGAGCGGCGCCGCCGCCGCGGUCAGCAGCUACCCGGCCGGCGCGGCUCCCCCGGCUCCCCACCCGGGCUACGCCGCCAGCAGCGCCGGCACCAGCAGCGCCAGGGACUUCAUCCUGCGGAGGGAGCUGCCCGGCGCGGCCAUGCACGGGGCGCUGGGGGAGCCGCACCCCGCGGCCAGCUCCCCCCACCCGCACCCCCACCACGGCGUGUUCAUCUCCGCCGCCGGCACCUACGGCCCGUCGGACAGUGCCGCGGCCCACGCGGUCUUCCCGGCGCUGCACGAGCAGCCGGCCCCCGGAGGCCACCACCCGCUGAACGGCCAGAUGCGCCUGGGGCUGGCGGCCGCGGAGCUGUACGGCCGGGCUGAGCCCUACGGGGCCGCCUCCUCGCUGCACGGCUACGGCUCCCUGGGCUUGAACGUCAACCUGGCGGCCGCCAGCCACGGGCACCACCCGGCCCCCCACCACCACCCGGGGGCGGCGGCGGCGGCCUUCCUCCGGUACAUGCGGCAGCCCAUCAAGCAGGAGCUCAUCUGCAAGUGGCUGGAGCAGGAGCCGCCGCCCAGCGCCGCCGGGAAGCCUUGCUCGAAAACUUUCAGCACCAUGCACGAGCUGGUGAACCAUGUCACCGUGGAGCACGUCGGCGGGCCGGAGCAGAGCAGCCACGUGUGCUACUGGGAGGAGUGUCCCCGGGAAGGGAAACCUUUCAAGGCCAAGUACAAACUGAUCAACCACAUCCGCGUGCACACCGGGGAGAAGCCCUUCCCUUGCCCCUUCCCGGGCUGCGGCAAGGUCUUCGCCCGCUCCGAGAACCUCAAGAUUCACAAGCGCACUCAUACAGGAGAGAAGCCUUUUAAAUGCGAAUUUGAUGGCUGCGACAGGAAGUUUGCCAAUAGCAGUGACAGAAAGAAACACUCUCACGUCCACACGAGUGAUAAGCCAUAUUACUGCAAAGUCAGAGGCUGUGAUAAAUCUUACACACAUCCCAGCUCUUUAAGAAAACACAUGAAGAUACACUGCAAGUCUCCACCACUUUCUCCUACACCUGGAUCUCACGGUUAUCAGUCUGCAGGAACCCCCCUAGGUGCUCCCCUGUCCCCUGCCCAGGACUCAGCCAGGGGCCGUUCUGCCAAUCUUUCCCCUCAGGUCACCAACCUCAAUGAGUGGUACGUCUGUCAGGCCAGUGGGGCUUCUAAUAACCUUCAUACACCUUCCAGCAAUGUAACAUCCUCUGAAUCUGAAGAUGAAGAGGCUUAUAGAAACUCUGAUACCAGAACUAACCAUUAGAAGAAAAACAACAACAAGUUUCUGACUUGGGAGUACUUGGACCAUUCUCCUGAACUGUAAUGACACAAAGCUUGAAAGAAAUGGAUGGCAUAGAAUUGCCAUCAUGUUGAAUCACCGCUAUUUAUUCAGUAUAUAAAACCCUAUGGUGUUUGUACACUUAACUAAUUUAAUUAAGACACUUGGACCCUUUUAUAAAAAAUAAUAAAUGAAAAUACCAAGCUGGACUAUCUCAGUGAACCAAGUUGCAUGUUUGCAGGUAUGGGGAAGAUGCCAAGGGAGCUCAAUGGACAGAUCUGUUCAUCAAGAUUAUACACUGCCAAUGCAAUAGUUCUAAAAGAGAGAGAGAGAGGAAGAGUGUUCAUUAUGUAGCCUGCAAGCUGAUAGGGCCUCUCCAUUUACUGGAGUGGCUCUUAAAUACUUUAGAUAUCAUUCUGGGGUCUUCCUAACAGCUUGAGUAGACCCCAAUUCCGCAAUGGCCUCUUAAUUGUAAACCACCACCACCUGCUGAAUUUCCAACAAAUCUUGGACUGGUUACAUAUUAAAAAAAUGUUUUUUUCCUCUUUCAGUUCAGAUCUUUUGUAAUUUUUGCUUUUUAUUCUGAGUCCUUAGGUUUCACCCAAAUCUGAUAUUUUAUACCUAGGCUUGUUUCCUUAUCCCUUAGCUGUAUACAAUGUGAAAAUGUUUUUUUAAAAAGAAAAAAAAAAGAUGCAGCAUUUCUCUUAACAUUUCUCCACAAAUUUGUAUUGUUAUGAGUCCUGAGACUAAAAUGGAGAAUAAAAGAAAACCGCUGCUAUCUGACAACUGUGAUACUGUGAUUUUUUAAAAUAUAGCACACAAAAUUCAAAAGUGAAUUCUGUUCCCUUUAGCAAAGUUUGUUUAAAAGAGAAGCUCCUGCAUCUUGCUAUGUCAGACCAUGUGUGUAGUAGAGUUUGUUGUUAGGUCAAAAGUGCUUUGGACAUCAGAGCCAUUAUUACUUAAAAAUCUUCAAGUAUGAGAAGCUGUGACACUGUUGUGAAAGCUGAUAUUUUAGACCGAUCAAUCUCCUUUUAUACCAUUGUGGAUACUCAUUUGAAAAUGCUUUAUUUUUUUCAACAUCUAAAACCACGAUUGUAUUCAUUCUCCCACAUCCCAUGCAAUCCUCAAAUGACCACGUAUAGUGGUCAGUUACAUUAAAAGAGAAAAACAAUUGUCACAAAUAUUAAAAUUUAAAAAGGUUGUAGUUAGAGCAAAAAAAAAUGAUGAGUGCAUGACCUUUGGCAUAGCUGUCAAGCUAUUAAAGAAAAAGGUCAGGGAACUAUGACGAUAACUCUGAGUCAAUUUAUUUGCGGUUGGUACGACACAUUUCCCAUGCAAAAUGUUAGUCCAUCAUAAACAUCAUACAAAUAAACUAAAGAGCACUAAUUUAUCCUCAGAGACCCUGAAUACAUAAACAGGUAGCCUCCCCUCCCACAGGGUUUGUAGAAAUUUGUUUUGUGUGCUGUGACUGGUUGAUGUAGUCUUGUCAUUGUUAAUAACUUGUAUGUGACUGCUAUUAUUUUGUACAGUUGAAUUAAUUUAUUUUCGGACAUCAUCCUUUUCUGGAAGAGUACAGAACACACCAAAGAAUUAUAUUAUUAAUUUUGGUGAUAGAUUGUUGUUUAUGAUUCCGUGAUUUGUUUAAAAAAAUCAUUAUAUUUUUCAGCUUACUUGAAUGAACAAUGUAAUGUGAAAACAAGCUCUUCCUGCAUGUCUUCUGUGCAGUGUGUUGGUGAUGAUAUAUAUAGUUUAUAGAGAUAUUAUAUUAUUAGUACAGUGCAUGGUGCUGUCAAUCUGGAAGCCUUUAAACGUUGUCUUCAUAUUGUUAUGGUGAAUUUAAAGAUACAGACAUUCCUUAAAAAACAACAAGAAAACUUGAAUAGAAAAUAAUUUUUAAAGUUUAUUUUAUUUGCUUUUUUCACUUUCAAAGCCCAUUCAAAUAAAUAGAAAAUGAUAACGUAAGGUAUGGACUUUUUAAGGGUAAUUUAUGUAAUAUCUUGUUAGAAAUAAUUUUCUUACUGAUUUAUAACGAAUUGUUUAAUUUAUACAAAUUUUCAACAAUAGAUUGCACUAUACAUUACUACAUUACAGGGGUUUUAAAAUAUGAAACUGAGGGAUAUACUACUAUUUUUAUGUACUAUGCCACACAUAAGGUCACACACCUGCCCAUAAAUUUUAUGACACAUGAUACCUCCUAAAUAAAAACGCCCGUCAUCUCUGUAAACCCGACCAUAAGAAAGCAAGAAUGAUCAUCAAGCAAAAAAAUAAAAAUAUUCUUUCUAUGGAUUGCAUGUGCUUUACUGAUAGAUGAGAGAGAGAUAGAGACCAAACACUGGAUAGAUAGAUAGAUACUUUUGUACCUCAGGUCAUAGCACACCAGUGAAGAACAAUAAUAUCAAUCGUUACGAUAUUGUUCUUGGUCAUGUGAGAUACUGUGAUUAUUUCCAACAAAAAAUAUAAGUAAAGAAUGUUUCUUUUUGUUAUUUAGAGUUGAUUUUCAGUCAACAAAUAUGUGUAUAUACUGGGAGG